AGGGUAAAGGAUAUAGUAAGAGAUGAGAGGGACCGCUGACUUUAUCCGGCCUCCUCACAAACAGAGUGUCUUCCAGAGUCUACCAAAACCAUGACUAUUAUCGUUGUUGCUUUUUUCUUGCCGCCGUGGUGGUGACAGUUCGGCGUCCCAGUUUGGCAGCAGGCUGCGGCGGGACAGACGCACACAUCUGUAAUAACAGACAGCGAGCCCCGGGCAGGAGGAGGAGGAGGAGGAGGACCGAGCGUGCCACCAUGCCUGUGCGACAGAAAGAUGCUCAGCGAGCCCUAGAGUUGCUCCAGCAGUAUCGAGCCAAGCUAGACCAGAGACAGCAGAACCCGACCAAACGGGCCUUCACGGAGGAGGAUUGCCAGCUGCAGCAGUCUCUGGACCGAGUCAUCAAUGUCUUCCAAAGCCAGCUCUUUAGUGCUCUUCUUGAUAUCCAGGAGUACUAUGAGCUGACAAUCCUUGCAGACAGCAAGCAUUCUGCGGAUCAGUUAGAUGGUCCUGGGAAACUCAGUGCCUCCUGCAACCUGCCAGCAGAACCUUCAACCCAGCCACAGCCCUCCACGACUCCCCUGAGCCCCCAGGCUUCUGGUGGACCACCCCAAACCAAACCGCUGACCCCCAAACCCAGAUCAAUCAAGUCCCCUGCCCCUCCAGUCCCAUCGGGAAUACCUGCAACCAAGCAAUCGUCCCCUACAACACAGUCCAGCACAACUCAGUCAGUCAAAGUCAAAUAUCGUGCUCCUCUUCCUCCUGUCCAGCCUGGAACCUCCACAUCAGUGGUAGCAGACACUUCUAAACCAUCUUCUCCCUCUGGUGCAACCUCCCUCGGUGUCAGCAGUGUACAGACCCCUUCUAGCUCCAUUAAAACAUCUCCUGGAGUUGUAUUGAAUGGAUCUAAACCACAUCUUACUGCUGCUAGCUCUGGCGGCACUUCAGACAGCUCUACCAGUCCACAAAGCCUUUCUGCUUCCCCCGACCUCAAUCUGGUGACGGUCUCCGCCCUUGUCUCCGGCACCAUCCAAGGCCUUGUAUCUCCAACUACUCCAGACAAACUUACGCCUAGCAGCACCACUCCAAACACCAGUCCGGGUCUCAGCAGAGUCACAGACGCUACCGUAGUCUCUCCACCUCUUACAAGCCCCAAGGACCCCGGACUGGGCAAAGUUACUCCCAGCCUGAGUCCAACGAGCCCCAACUAUGGAAAGUUUACCUUCAGUAGCCGCAGUCCCACAAGUCCACCUGGGCAGCUGAACAAAGGACCUCAUCUUAGUCCAACCAGCCCUGGACCAGUAAAAGUCACCUCUGCUGGCCCCGGCCAUGGUCCGGCCCGCUCCAGACCACCUACAAGCCCACUGAUCUCCAACAAGGCCAACCCCCCUCCAGUGGUGGUCAACACCGACAGCGUCGACACCCCCCCAUAUGUGAAUGGAACAGAAGCAGACUAUGAGUAUGAGGAAAUCACGCUGGAGCGGGGUAACUCAGGCCUGGGUUUCAGUAUUGCUGGAGGGACUGAUAACCCCCACAUCGGAGAGGACCCCUCAAUCUUCAUCACCAAGAUUAUACCUGGAGGAGCCGCAGCCCAGAAUGGACGACUCAGGGUGAAUGACUGUAUAGUGCGGGUAAAUGAGACAGACGUCAGGGAGGUGACCCACAGCGGGGCUGUGGAGGCGCUGAAGGAGGCUGGAGGUCUGGUUAGACUGUGCAUACGACGCAGGAGGAGCCUCACUGAGAGAAUCAUGGAUAUCAAACUGGUCAAAGGGCCCAAAGGUUUAGGAUUCAGUAUAGCAGGUGGAGUUGGAAACCAACAUGUCCCUGGUGACAACAGCAUCUAUGUGACUAAAAUCAUCGAGGGAGGGGCUGCACACAAAGACGGACGGCUACAAAUAGGGGACAAACUUGUUGCAGUGAAUGGCUCCUGUUUGGAGGAAGUAACUCAUGAGGAGGCAGUGGCUGCACUGAAGUCGACUCCUGAUGUUGUGUACCUCCGUGUGGCCAAACACACCUCCCUUUUUAUCAAUGACAACUUCCCUCCACCCGAUGUCACUAAUUCGUACUCCCCACACCAGGACAACCAUAUAAGCCCCUACAUGAGCGGCAGCCAGUCUGUAAGCCCCGCCCCACUGACCACGCCCAGAUACUCACCACUGCCCAGGGCCAUGACUGGAGACGAUGAUGUGCCCAGGGAGCCCAGGCGGGUGGUGCUGCAGAGGGGCUCUACGGGUCUUGGAUUUAACAUUGUUGGAGGGGAAGAUGGAGAGGGAAUCUUCAUUUCCUUCAUUCUUGCUGGAGGUCCAGCGGAUCUCUGUGGGGAACUACGAAAGGGAGACCGCAUCUUAUCGGUAAACGGGGUAGACCUGUCCACUGCUACUCAUGAGCAGGCAGCUGCAGCUCUGAAGAACGCAGGACAGACUGUUACCAUAGUAGCCCAGUACAGACCUGAGGAGUACAGUCGUUUUGAGGCAAAGAUCCAUGACCUGAGGGAACAGAUGAUGACCAGCAGCGUCAGCUCCAGCUCCACGUCGCUCCGCUCCACACAGAAACGCACACUUUACGUCAGGGCGUUGUUCGACUAUGACGGAAGUGCGUCAGAUCUGGGUGCACCCAAUCAGGCCCUGCCGUUUCAUUUCGGCGACAUCCUCCACGUGAGCAGCGCAGGCGAAGAGGAGUGGUGGCCCGCCCGCCACCUCAGUCCCCCGCCCCCAAACUGCCCUGAAGUCGGUGUCAUCCCCAGCCGCCGGAGGGCAGAAAAGAAGGAGAGGUCAAGGCUAAAAACAGUCCGAGUGACGAGGUCUCAGGACAGAUCGGAUCAGGAUGAUAAAGAGCUGGUAACCUCUGGCACCAGCGAUAGUGAGAGUAGUUCCUCUGGCCAGGAGGAGGCCUUGCUCACCUACCAACCUGUCAUGCAACAGGAAGUUAAUUACACACGGCCAGUCAUCGUGCUCGGACCAAUGAAAGAUCGGGUUAACGAUGACCUCAUCUCUGAGUUCCCUGACAAGUUUGGCUCCUGUGUCCCACACACAACACGGCCUCGGCGAGACUACGAGGUGGACGGCAGAGAUUAUCACUUCAUGUCCUCCAGAGAGCUCAUGGAGCGAGAGAUUCAGGAACACAAGUUCAUUGAGGCUGGACAGUACAACAACCAUCUGUAUGGAACCAGCAUACAGUCUGUCAAAGAGGUCGCUGACAAGGGAAAACACUGCAUACUGGAUGUAUCAGGGAAUGCGAUAAAGCGUCUCCAGUUGGCAGGCCUCCAUCCCAUCGCUAUCCUCAUCAGACCACGCAAUGUCGACAACAUCCUAGAGAUGAAUAAGCGUUUAACUGAGGAGCAGGCAAGGAAGACCUACGACAGGGCUGUCAAACUGGAGCAGGAGUUCACAGAGUACUUCACCGCUAUAGUCCAGGGCUCGUCUCUAGAGGAAGUUUACUCGCAGGUGAAGCAGAUCAUCGAGGAGCAGUCCGGUCCUUACAUCUGGGUGCCCACCAAGGAGCGACUCUGAAUAAACACACAUAUGGCAUAUUCACACACACACACAUCACUCUCUCAAACACUUCCUACUCGUCUAAUUUUCUAUUAUCAGCCUGCUUCCUCUCUUUCUCGUACACACGUCACCACACACACACAUAUUCACACAAGCACAUAAAGUGGGACGAGGCUGGGACUAUCUGGGACCGCUACUUCCUGAAGUGGGAGGAGCUCAUGUCUGUCCAGCAGCCUAUUGGUGGAUCUUCCUACAGCUCGGUUCCUUAAUGUUUAAGGAGGUGGUUCAAAUCAAGGCAACAUGUACCAUUAUCUGAUUUGAUUUCAUUAUUGUUCUUCUUAUUGUUGUUGUCGUUGUUGUUUUCAUAUUAACGAAGGGUAAUGCAUUCAUGUAUGGGUUUGUAAUGAUAAUAUUGUCACCAAGAGGCAGACUUUUGCACGCUGUAGCUUUAAGAGCAUGUUUUUGGGACAAAAUCUUGAUCUCCUUCCCCGUCUGUCUGUCUGUCUCUCCUCAUGGUAUCACUCCUGUUUAGAGAUUUCUCUUUCCCGUCUUUUUCUAUCUUUUUCUCAUGCGUCAUCCCUCCCUUUCCUUCUUUCCUCUUUUAACACUCUACAAUCUUUAGAUAUGAGGUGAAAAUAAUUAACAAUGUUCCCCGACAUUUAGGUACUGAGAGCAAAAAAAAAACAACUAUAGUACAGCCUCUGUUUGGAGAUGUAGCAAGAAAAAAUAAACAGAAACAAUUUUGUGUAACGGAGACAGUUGCUGAUAAUUAAUGCAACAAGGAGAAACUCUCAAUCAGACAUUAAAUAGACACUAAAUUAGACUGCAUGCGAAUAAAGUACAGAGUAUUUGAUCACCGUCUUGUUUGUGGUGGGUCAAAAACACACUGAACCUCAUUAUGGUGGUGGAGACCAUUUGGAGCUCUGGGCCUGAUUUUAUCACAUUUCUGAGAAUUUUGUAAAAUAAAACAUCUGUAUCAGGCAUCUCACACCAACGUAAAGCAAAGUACAAAAUAAGUAAGAAUUUAAAAAUUGGCUUGAAUGAAAACAAAAAAGAAAAAUAUGGGCACAUCUUGGAGAAAAGAAUUAAAAAGUCACACAAACAUGACUGCAAACAAAAUCAGUGCACUUUUAUUCUCGCUGUUUAAAUCCCUGCCUGAUUAGCAUAAAAAAACAGAAGUGAAAAGUGGUGUCAAAUCUAUUAAAUGUUAAAAUGCAAAUUCCAAAAUACCCAAUUUUGAGUUAUACACAUUGCUUCUGUUAAUGUUUUGCUCAUCCUGACCGGUUACAUCCGGAGUAGUCGCUCUAAAACACUUACAUCAAAGAGCAUCUUUAAUGAGAGUUUAAAUUUCAUAAUUAGCUGUAGUGUGUGAGGAGUAAAAGUAAAGGAUUUUUACUUUUAGCUUCAACAACAUUUUUCUCAGCAACUUGAUAAAUUAGGGGCCAGAUUCUCUAUUUUAGAAACUUGGAUGUGUUUUGUCCAAGUCCUCAUCCCACAAAGGCUUCUCAGCCUUUCCUUCCACCUUCUCCUUCUCCUCUCUGUCCCAUAUCUUCAUAGCUCUCUCCUCCUCUUCUCUCCUCUCCACAUCCACAGUGUGACGUUAGUGGAGCACUCCUGACAUUCAACAGUGUAUCAUCUUCUUCAUCAACGCUAUCAUCACGAUCAUAAUCAUCAGCAUCAUCGUUACAGCUUUCCUUCUUACCAUAGUUGCACUAAUGAGGGCUGGUUUCUUAAAAGCAUCUUAGCGCAACAGCUGAUACCGUCCCAGUGGUUCUGGUUUUUGGAUGUGAUGAUACGAUACACUCACUUUUCUUUUAGUGGUUAUUAUGCCGGUUUGACAACAGGUCAGAGGACAGCUUUUGGUGAAGGCUUUGUGCAGUUUACUCAUUUGCUGUACGUCACGCUGUUGCUAAGUAUUUAAAAACACCAAAUGUACUCCUCCGGUAAAAUUUACACUCAGAAUACACUGCAUUGCUCUUAUGCCAACAGGUUUUUCACACUGAUUUUUUAAGUUUGAAACUAGUUAUAUGUUUGACCUCAGCACUCCGUAUGUUACUGCAGUUAUGGUCAUGUUAGCUAAGGGUUGUAUCGUCAAAGAUGCUUUCAUGAAUCUACAGAUGUCUACUCUCUGCACAGACAGAUAAAUUGUUUGAACGGGGCUAAACUGGCAUUUUAAUCCAAUGUUUGCGCAGGCCACUUAGCAUGGACAGCAGACUGAAAUGCACACUUAUUUUUACUAACAGAUCUGGGGUGAAUUUCCAAAAUGUUAAUAUUAUAUAUAUUUAUGUGUAUAUAUUAUAAAUGACUGUAGUGAGUUGGUCCAGGGUGUCCCCUGCCUUCGCCCUGAGUGGACUGGGAUAGGCUCCAGCCCACCGCGACCCUAGUGAGGAUUAAGCAGUGUACAGAUGAUAGAUGGCUGUAGUGAGUUGUUAACUUGACUAACAAUAUCUUCACUUCACUUGUCUUUUCUUCUCCUCGCUCAUGUCGUUCCAGUCCAUGUGUGUCUGUUUCCAUCAUACCAAAAGGGGCCCAAGGACACAACGGAGCGAACAUGUGUGUGGAAACAGACACACAUGGACCGGAGAAGCAGGGAAGAGCCUGAAAACAGACUCUCACAAUGAGCUAAAGUGAAAUGCUGCACAUAUAUUCCGUAAAGUACAUGAAUGAAACACUUUGUUCUUUAAUUCUUUGGAAGGUUUUUUUGGACACAGGCUGCUGACCUGCACUUUUGCUUUUACAAUGCAGUGUGGGAGAAUGCUCUUACAGUCUGUUUUAUAGUUUCAAAGGGAAGAACUCACAUGCACUAAAAUGCUUGCACAGCUGGACCGGCUGCCAAAACAUAGAACAGGAAAGCUCUGAGUACAAAACACACAGAGGGAGUGUGACUCCAUUCUCUGCUAAGGACACCAUUACUCUACUAUAUCUUUACAUAGCUGAUAGUUGUUUGCUGCUAUAUUAAUGCUAUAUUUAUGCUCAAAAACAUGCAUAUUGCACCUUUAAUAGUACCAGUAUGUCACGUGCCCCUUGCUUUGUAAAUCUGUUGGUUGUAGCAGUCUUACUGGGUCUUUGCUGCUCGUAGCAGAGAGUGAGGAUAAGGUAAUAGAGUAUAUUAAGCUAAAAUAUAGAUGCUUUUACUAAUCUGAAGAGUGUUGUGGAGCAGCAUUUUUACCACUGUGUUCCUGUUUUAUUUGUACGAUGCACAAGGAUGCCUGUGGGUGGUGGGUUUUACAUCUUGCUCAUCCGCUGAUCAAUGAUUGGUGGCAGGAUCAAUAGUGAAUGUAAACAUAACUUUUGUUCACGAAAAAUGCACAGGACGGCGUUAAAUGCGUGUCUCUGUCGUAAAAAAAAAAAAUCAGAAUUUUGGAUUAGCCUCAAAGAUUUUAUCAUCCAUGUCAGAAAGUAAACAUCUCUGAGAACCCUCUGCUAGCUAACAGGUAAAAAUUAAACGUCUCUACUUCGAGGGACGCUUCAUGUGACCGAGUGAACACGCUGUAACACACUGAGUGCUGAGGUCAUGAAUCAGACUAACCUGAAACAUGAAGAUAAUCUGUUGUCAAGUGUAACAUUCAAGAUACCAAGAUGCUUUUGGCGACCCAGCCCCUGUAUGGACCUUGUCAGCUACCCACUCCCCAUCUCCACCCUCAACCCCGAGGCAACUCCUCCAAGCUGACUGGAGACCAGGGUCAUUCAGAAAGACUGUUCUGUCAACAGAGUAGCUCUUAGACCCCCACAUUGGAUAGUUGCGACCACAUGUGUUUUGAAAGCUUUAAUGUUUCCACAGAGAAUGUUCAGCUGAACGAAAAUGUUUUCCAUCUGUAACCCGCACUGAUCAAGUAGAUGAGCGUAGCUUGUAUAAAAGAAGUGGAUGUCACCCAUUAGUUUGCGGACUACCAUUUUGAAGCAUCAAGUUUGGCAUUUUGGUCGUUGCCAUUUUGUUUUGUUGGAGCCUGAAGUGAUGAUAUGCGGAGAAGAAGAUGGAUCUGGAGAGGAGCAAGAGGUGAAUCUGACUGAGAACUCGAGGACACUAUGCACGGUAGCAACUUGUCAACCCCAUGGUAGUCUGGCCCUAAAGCAAACCCUGCUUUAUCAUCUGUUUUACACUAAAUGGGACUGAAAUUUACUAAAUGAACAUUGAACUGUGUUGAAGGAGACUUGGAGCUAGCAACUGAGACCCUUAACCCAUUAGGAAAAUGUUGACCGCGGUAAUAUAUCAAGUGAGAAGUAGGAUCUUUUCCCCAUAGACUUCUAUAGAAUCAGAUUUCUUUGGGGAGUCGCCUCCUGCUGGCCAUUAGCAAGAAUGCAUGUUUAAGGCGCUUCGACAUUGGCUUCACAUUUCAGACCCAGAAUCUACGUCUACUUCUUUUAUACAGUCUAUGCAGAUGAGUGGUAUUUGUCAGGUGACAGAACUGGACUCUCUUUGUGACUCUGGCUGUGUGUUUGAGCCAGGGGACCAUGCCACUGUCUGUUAGAGUAAAGCACCGAUGCAAAGAAUCUAUUACAGAGAUGGAUCUAUAUCUAACAUAUUAUAAUAUUUAUCCCUGCUCUAACUGCCUAUUUUGGUACAAAAAAAAUAAAUAAAAAUCUUUAUUGAGAUUUACUGAAAUCCCUCGACCAAUGACCAGAGAUGAUUAUUCUUUUUUUUUUUUUUGCAUUGUGGAAUGUUUAUGAAUGUGAAUAUUCUAUAACAACUGUACAUAUUAAUAUAUUUUCCUUUACUUUCACCUCUA
This is a messenger RNA of Stegastes partitus (bicolor damselfish), 8212 nucleotides long. RefSeq names its product disks large homolog 1-like. NCBI's taxonomy places the organism in Eukaryota, Metazoa, Chordata, Actinopteri, Pomacentridae. The coding region runs from base 252 to 3503 and encodes 1083 amino acids. The transcript has 26 exons. Gene Ontology annotation, biological process: establishment or maintenance of epithelial cell apical/basal polarity; receptor localization to synapse; embryo development. Gene Ontology annotation, molecular function: ionotropic glutamate receptor binding; protein kinase binding. Gene Ontology annotation, cellular component: neuron projection; postsynaptic density membrane; neuromuscular junction. The record is from RefSeq and is a predicted model, not a curated record.